Messenger RNA from Acanthoscelides obtectus, 6374 nucleotides. The record is from the annotation of a GenBank genome assembly. Lineage: Eukaryota; Metazoa; Arthropoda; Insecta; Coleoptera; Chrysomelidae.
GCAUUCAGCCAUCUUUGUCUGUUGCGUUUCUGUCAUUCUGACGCGUCUGAAUGCGGUGUUAAAUGUGUGUUUAGAACAAAAAUGCAUUAAGAUGACAACAAAUGAGCCAGAGACCCUAAUCCUUAUCAUAGAUAGGAAAAUUCCGAUUUGGCAACAAUGCUCACCAGCAAGUCGAGCGUUCAUCCAUCUUUGUCUGUCGUGCUCCUGUCGUUCUGGUGCGUCUGAAAGCCGUGUUAAAUGUGUGUUUGGAACAAAAGUGCAAUAAGAUGUCAACAAAUGAGUCAGAUUCAGAACGCCAAAAGCUAAGGCAGUUUAGAAAAAAUAAAGCGAACAUAGUAGAAGCAAAUAGCAUCAACAUAGAUCCCGAUGACAACACAAAAGGAAUUGUAGCAGAAGAUGAAAAUCCUAAAACCGCUGAAAAGGAAUCGACUGAAGCCAAAGAGAUGUAUAGAACAGCAGAAUGCAUCCGAACCAUACAACUUUCCAUAAUAAGUGAAAAUCAAGGAGAAAACUUUGAAGUCCAAGCCGAAAACGAAGCCAUAUCAUCUAUAACCCGCCAGAAUACACCAACAAAUGGAAAACGUCGGAUGAAAAGCAACUAUAACACUACCGAAUCAAGCGAUUACACAAACCACUGGUCGCCACACAAAAAAGAAUCAUAUGAACAAAUUAAAUCUUUUUUCCGCGAAGAAGAGGUAGAAUGUACUGAUUUAAAUUUGAACGGGCAGCGUGAACACGUGAACAAACACUUUUUGUUACGUUAUGAGUGUAUUUUAUGCAAUUACGUUACCUACUUGGAAACAGAUCUUUCUAAGCAUAUUGAUACUCACGUUUCAAUCCAUUGCAGCACUUGCGAAUUUCAAACGAUGAAGGAGUUUUUCGCCAAUGAUCAUCUUGAAACGCCUUGGGGCUGUUCAGAAUGCGGAUACCACUCCCAUCACUGGUUAGACGUCAAUAGGCAUAUAUUCUCACGUCAUCGUACAUCAAUUUCACUUUACUUAUGUGAACUUUGUUCAUUUAUCACUACUAACAACGAGGUUAUCAUAAAGCAUAAAACCGUUCACAAAAAAUAUUUCGUGCCGUGCAAGUUGUGUGACUUUACCACAAAAAAUACGAAUGUUUUAGACAAGCACUAUGAAAAUACACAUACCAUUUCACGCGAAUCUACUGAUAAAACCAUGAAACCUCUGAUAAAAUGCACGUUUUGCGACUGUCUAUUUAAACAUGAGAGCUUUGCAGGGAAACAUCUUGCCUUGCAUAUACGAAAUGGACCUUCUUAUAAAUGUAACAAAUGCAAUGAUUUUGGUAUUGACAAUGAUUUGUCUACAGAAGAUGCAAUAAUCACAUGUCCAUAUUGUGACGCUAGGAGAAAUUAUCGUGUUGACAUCCAUAGCCAUAUACUGCAAUGCCAUUUGGCCAAACUACAAAUAGAACCUGUUAAAUAUGGAAAAAUGAAAAAAACCGAAAAACAAACGAAACAAGGCACGACGUUUCAGGGAAAACGAAACAACACAAAUGAUCCAAGUUGUAUUGAACUAGAAACCACUAUAAGCGAUGGACAACUAGAGGGUGUUAAGUGUAAUAAAAAAACUCGAACAACCAAAAAACAAGAAAUACAAAAUAAACACCCAGACACGACGUUUCAGGGAAAACGAAACAACUCGAAUGAGUCAAGUUGUAUUGAACUAGAAACCACAAUGAGCGAUGGACAACUAGAGGGUGUUAAGUGUAAUAAAAAAACUCGUACAACCAAAAAACAAAAUAAACACCCAGACUCGACGUUUCAGGGAAAACGAAACAACUCAAAUGAGUCAAGCUGUAUUGAACUAGAAACGACCAUAAGCGCUGGACAAAAACAAGCAAAAGGAUUAUUUCUAGGCGUAAUAACAAAGGCAAAACAAGGCUGCAUCUAUCCAACUUGUGUUGAUAUAAUAGAAGACGCAAUCCAUUUUGUGGUGCAUUUAGACGAAAAACACAAUAUACCUCCACGAAUUAUUGCCAGAGUUCUUGAAAGCAAAGUUGUAAAGAUAAUAUGUACAUCCCACUAUCAGUGUGAUUUCUGUCCUCAUAUGACGUUAUCCGAGCAAGACUACACUGAGCAUAUCAAAUCUCAUGUCAUCUUCAAAUGCGAAAAAUGUUCUUUGGAAUGUACAAAGCAGGUGUUUAUAGAUGAUCACAAUGAAGACUGUUAUACCUGUGAGAUGUGCAGUUUUAAAGCUUACCAUUGGUUUUUAAUUUUCAAGCACAUGCUUAGUCACGAACGCGACACUUCGUAUCUAACAUGCGAAUUCUGUACGGCCGUAGCGAAGAGUCCCCUUACUAUUGAAAAACACCGCCGUGUGCAUGAACAGCAAUGCUUCUUGCGUUGUCAGAUAUGCCAAUUUCAAACAAAAAACGUCAGUUCGCUCGAAGAACAUUAUAUUGUUUAUCAUGAAACCGUAUCAAUACUGGAAAAUGCGGCAGUACAUCUCACUCAAAGUUUUGGCUCGGAAAGCAAACCUAGGGGAAUUUUAAAUUGUGCAUAUUGUGCUUAUACAGAUGAAGAUAUGGUCAAAAUGAUCAACCAUAUGACACUUACACAUAAUGCUCUUUUGGAAGAUGAAUGCUACCGGUUUAGAGAAUCUGAGGUUGUCAAUGGGCCAGAAUCCACUCAAUGCAUUACUUCGGCUGAAGGAACUAUCAGUAACGACAUGACCAGUCCGACCAAACAUAUGGCCCUUGAACAUGGUACUCCAUUGCAAGACGGACGCCACCAGUUUGGACAAUCUAGUGUCGUCAACGGACCAAAAUCCAUUCAAUGUGUUACCUCGAGAGGUAAACAAAAUGGAAUCAGUAAACAUAUGGUCAAUACGAUCAAACAUACGACCCUUGGACAUGGGACUCAUUCGGAAGACGAAAGCCAUCAGUUUGGACAAUCUAUUGUUGUCAAUGGACCAAAAUCCACUCAAUGUGUUACCUCGACUAAAAGGACUUCUUAUAUCAGCAGAGACACGGCCAAUCCGACCAAACAUACGGCCCUUGGACAUGGUACUACUUUGGAAGACGAAAGCCAUCAGUUUGGACAAUCUACUGUUGUGAAUGGAUCAAAAUCCACUCAAUGUGUUACCUCAGGAGGCAAACGAAUGGGACUUUUUUAUAUCAGGAAAGAUAUGUUCAAGCAGAUGCUCAAGAAUACAAUGCUUGGACAUGGUACUCCUUUGGGACAAUCUAUUGUUGUCAAUGGACCAAAAUCCACUCAAUGUGUUACCUCGGCUAAAAGAAGUUCUUAUAUCAGCAGAGACAUGGCCAAUCCGACCAAACAUACGGCCCUUGGACAUGGUUCUCCUUUAGAAGACGAACGCCAUCAGUUUGGACAAUCUAAUGUUGUGAAUGGAUCAAAAUCCACUCAAUGUGUUACCUCGGGAGGCAAACAAACGGAACUUUUUUAUAUCAGGAAAGAUAUGUUCAGUCUGCUCAAGAAUACAAUGCUUGGACAUGGUACUCCUUUGGGAGACGAGAGCCAUCAGUUUGGACAAUCUAAUGUUGUGAAUGGACCAAAAUCCACUCAAUGUGUUACCUCGGCUAAAGGAACUUCUUAUAUCAGCAGUGACAUGUCCAAUCCGACCAAACAUAUGGCACUUGGACAUGGUACUCUUUUGCAAGACGAAAGCCAUCAGUUUCGACAAUCUAAUGUUGUGAAUGGAUCAAAAUCCACUCAAUGUGUUACCUCGGUUAAAGGAACUUCGAAUAUCGGUAAAGACAUGGUCAAUCCGACCAAACAUACGGCUCUUGGACAUGGGACUCCUUUGGAAGACGAAAGCCAUAAGUUUGUACAAUCUGUUGUUGUGAAUGGUCCAGUAUCCACUCAAUGUGCUAAUUCAGCUAAAGGAACUGUUUAUAUCAGUAAAGAUAUGGUUGAUCUGAUCAAACGUACGACCCUUGGACAUGGUAGUCCUUUGGAAGACGAACACAACCAGUUUAGACAAUCUAAUGCUGAUGAACAAUCAGGUAAAACUGGUGCGGACAUGAACAAAAUAAAAAAAUAUGCAUACAAAAGGAUGAAAGGUUAUCAAUCAGAAGAAAGUUUAAAACUAAAAAUCAAGAAACCUAUGCCAUCCGGUGAAAAUGUAAAUAACCCAGGUCUAUCAAAUGGAAGCUGUAGUAAAGACACGUUGGUUCUGGACAAAGAUUUGGAUGGUAAAUUGAUAAUUAAAAAAAGAAAUGUGAAGCGUAUGUUAUCCAGUAACACUGUUGUGAAUCUUGAUUCCACAAAAGGUAAGACUCCUAAAAAGAGACGUAAAGGAGAUCAAACUGAAAUUAUAAAUCUAAUAAAUACACAAGAUCUAACAAAUCAAAGCUAUAUACUUUCAUUCCAUGUCGAUCAGAAUGAGGACUCGACUCAAUCUAGUCCAGCAGAGCACGUUGAAAUAAACGUUGAGAGUGCAGAUGAAAGUGAUAUUAAAGAAUUUGUGUUUGGAGCAGUUGAACAAAAAGAUACGUUAGAAUUAGCCACUGGCCAGAGUAAAUUAUUUGAAAAUCCUAUAGCUGAAAUUAAAACAGAAAAUAUGGAGGAGCCAGGUCCUGGAUUUCAUAUUACAAUGUUUCAAGACUUCAGUCUUAACAAAACCAGUAGUCAAGAGCCAGUAGUACUUGAUACUUCAGACAUAACAGUUGAGACUGAAGUCGAAAUCAAAGAAGAGGAAGCAUCUGCAAGUGCAGAUGAAACAAGUGAUGUUGAAGAUUUUAUUCGCAGCAAUGUUUUCAAACACUGUCAUAGAUGUUGUCUGACCUUCAAUUGCGAUAACGAUUUUACAAAACACAUGUCAGAUAUUCAUGGAUCUAAAUAUGUAAUAAUUCCAGAAAAUGAUCAAACAGAAUGUGAAACACAAACACCUGCACAGGCCAAAGAUAUAUUAGGUUGUCUUAUAUGCUUGGAUACUUUUGACAGUAAUCAUGCUCGUGAUGAACAUAUGUGUCGAAUACAUGCAUGUUCAGUAGAAAACGUUGAAGUUGAACAAAAAUCUACAGAAGGGUCAGGCUGUCGAGUCACUCAGGAAAACCAACAGUUACUUGACAAACAUAUGUUUACCAACCACAAUCUUGAAACAAUGGAUGAAGUCAUGAAAGUAGAAAUUGAAGAAGCGACAUGUAAAGAACAAUACGCACAUUUAAAAGAAGUUUGGCGUUGUAAUGAUUGCUCUUUCACAGGAAAGAUAGAAAUAGAACUUCUGCUGCACAAAGCUAUAAUGCACGCUAUGACUAAACGUAAAGAUUGUCCAGUAUGCGAUUAUGCUUCAAACAGCUUAGAGUCUCUCGAUCAUCAUCUACGAACUGCUCACUCGCUGAAACGUUGUAAGCGAGACACGGACAUACUGUCAAACAGCAUACCGUCAUUUAACCAGGAAAGUAAUAAAUGGCACUGCACAGAGUGUAACUAUACAGCUGACGAUGAAAUACGUAUUGUAGAACAUAUUGUCCACAUGCAUAAGCCGAAGGAAGAAUGGAUUUGUGCAAUAUGCCCCUACACAGCAACAAUAGAUAUUAUGCUAGAGAAACACGCGCACACAAAAAUUGUCACAAUGAAACCUGUCAAGGAGGUUCCACCAAAUAAACCAAAUAUACAAAACUUGAACUGUAAGUUUUGUAACUACAAAUCUACAAAAAGCAUUUACUACCUUCAUAAACACUUGGCUAUCGUACACAACAUAAAUAUGAAUGAUGAUCCAGACAGAAAAGUACCUUGCAAACAAGGAGGAUGCAAAUUCAUAGCAGCCAGCAUAGAUGAACUGAGCGUUCACAUGGCGGAACAUCUACAUAAUACUGAGAAGAAGAUAUGGCUUUACAAUUGCAAACGUUGCGGUUUUCGAUGUUCAUUGGAAUACAUCUUCAACAGACAUAACAAGAAAUGUGAGAGGAUUGCGGAGCGUCUACGUAACACUAAGAACAAAGUAUGGCGUUACAAUUGUGAGCACUGCGAUUUUGGAUGUCGAUGGAAAAAAAUCUUCAUGAAACACAUCGAGAAAUGUCAGACAUUACAUAAUACUAAGGAGAAAGUAUGGCUUUACAGUUGUGAGCGCUGCGGUUUUGAAUGUUCAUGUAAAAGCACCUUCAUUAGGCAUAGCAAGAGAUGUGAGACGAAUACUUGAUAAGGUGCUACCAUUGUGAAAUUAAAGAGUCUGUUUAAGGACGAUUUGAGUGUUAUGGAUAUUGUACAAAAAGGAAAGAGUUGAUCGAUUUGUAAUUUAUGUACAGAUAUAGCAAAAGAUGCUUAGCAGAAAAGUUUUGGAGUAUCAGAAACAAUUGAAAUCACAAAAAAAUCGGAAGUGAGAUUGCUAUGUAAUGUUGUUUGUUUCCUUAUGUAUAUUUUUGUAUUUUUUGAGACAAAUAAAUGUUAU